GACUUGAAACGCAGCAAUCAAUUCGAGAACAGAGCAUAUGCAGAGCACAAGAAAUAGGGGCAAACUUUCUCCUAUAUCGGAAAGCUAAAUAUUGAGCAAGAAUAUAAAAUAUCCUUGCUUUGUUGUUGUGUUGUAAUUGUUGCGCCUGCCGAUUUUGUUCGUUGUCGUCGUGCAUCACGGAGCUUUCCAUCAUCACAACCUCGAACCUCGAAUUCACCAGCUUCUCCAGAACACCAACCCCUUUCGCUCCGUGCUGUCGAAUAUUGAUAUCAACCUGCGCGCCUUUGUUUGCCCCAAUCUCGAGUCCGAAUGGCAGGUCGUUUCGUGCGCGCGUCGAAAUAUCGACAUGUCUUUGGAAAGCCCACAAGAAAGGAAGCUUGCUAUGACAACUUGCACAUCAGUCGCAAUGCUUGGGACACAAACUUGGUGAAGGCAAAUCCCGAAUACCUUGCUGUCAAUUGGGAAGCAAGUGGUGGAGGCGCCUUUGCUGUUAUACCUGUCAAUGAGAAGGGCAGACUUCCAGAGCAGAUCCCUCUCUUCCGCGGACAUACUGCGCCGGUGUUGGAUACAGAUUGGUCUCCGUUCAACGACCGACUCAUAGCUUCUGGGUCUGAUGAUGGAAAGGUCUUCAUAUGGCAGGUUCCGCAAGGUUUCACAUUAUACAGUGAUGCAGAAGAGCCUCAAGAUGUUGCGCCGGUCAGCAAGUUGACUGGUCAUUCGAGGAAAGUCGGACAAGUUCUGUUCAAUCCCGCAGCAGAGAAUAUCCUUGCCUCGGCAUCUGGCGACUAUACAAUCAAGCUAUGGGAUGUAGGAACGAGCAAAUCGCAUUUGACUCUGAAACAUGGAGAUAUCGUGCAGAGCUUAUCAUGGAGCGCAAAUGGGUCGAUGUUAGUAACGACAUCUCGAGACAAGAAACUUCGAAUAUGGGAUGUUCGACAAGAGAGACCUGCACACGAGGUUCCAGGACAUACUGGAGCGAAGAAUAGCAGAGUCGUAUGGAUGGGCGAGCAUAAUCGGGUUGCAACAACGGGUUUCUCGAAAAUGAGUGAUCGCCAGAUGGCUUUAUGGGAUGUUGGUAGCCCCGCAGAACCGAUUGGAGGCUUUGCUGUCUUGGAUUCGAUCUCUGGUGUUUGCAUGCCGUUUUGGGAUGAUGGUACUCAAUGUCUGUACUUGGCUGGCAAAGGUGAUGGAAACAUUCGAUACUUUGAGUACGAGAACGACAAGUUCGAAUUUCUUUCCGAAUACAAAUCUGCAGAUCCUCAAAGAGGUAUUGCUUUUGUUCCGAGACGUGGCAUAAAUGUUCACGAGAAUGAAGUUAUGCGAGCAUAUAAAACUGUCAACGACAGCUACAUCGAACCUAUAUCGUUCACAGUCCCAAGACGAGCAGAAGUCUUCCAAUCCGACAUCUAUCCACCCGCCAUUGGCUUGAAGCCAGCAAUGUCAGCAGAGGAAUGGUUGGGAGGAAAGGAUGGUAUUCCAGCCAAGAUUGAUUUGGAGAGUGUUUACGAGGGCAAUGCGCCUGUUGAAGUAGCAGCAGACUACAAACCUCCUACACCCGCACCAGCUCCUUCGCCAUCUAAAGCGCCAGCUCCAAAGAAGGAGGAGCCAGCGCCUACGCCAAUACAUAGGUCUCCACCUCCAACCAUGUCUGAGCAGAAGGGAUCUAUUGCCGCUAUGGCUUCAAAGUUCCAAGAUGAUGAUGGAGCAGAUGAUGACGAGGAUGAAACAUCAAGUUUCGAGGAGAUUUCGAAACCAGUCCAGAGGUCUAUUCCGGCUGCGGCCAAAGUUGAGUCGAAGCCAAUGUCACCACCACCAACAAAGACUGAACCCCCAAAGCCGUCUCCUGUUGCACAAGCUACCCCGAGACAGCCUCCUGCUGCAUCCCCGACAUCAACUAUGCCCAAAUCUUCGGGUCCGAUCGCAGCUGCUGGUUCUAGUAACGGUUCUGUGGAUGAGACUUUGCAACAGAUCAAGUCCAUUCUUGAGGCCCAAACAAGAACGAUCACUGCCCAAAGUGAGAAAAUCGGUCAACUGGCGCAAGAGGUUGAUACAUUGAAGAUGAAGGUUGGAGGUGGAUCUCCGGAUCAGAGCGAGAGAAUCAGACAAUUGGAAUUAGAAUUGGAGGCUGCUCGGUCAUAGAUGCGGCAGAGAUGUCAGCAUAGAAGGGACAUCACAACGGAGGCAAAAUAUCGUGUUGGAGUCUUCGUGCAGUCAGGAUUAGCGAAAUGAAGAGCAUGGAAUAUGCACGCUCGACAUCAUUAUCAUGUCCCGAGUUUCCUUUUCUAUUGGUCAAGUGACAAAAUGAAUUUAGAGAUUGCGUGUUCGGCCUCAAGUUGUACACAG
Mollisia scopiformis is the source of this 2343-nucleotide messenger RNA. RefSeq names its product DUF1900-domain-containing protein. Gene Ontology annotation, biological process: actin filament organization. Bases 310 to 2139 code for a protein of 609 amino acids. Gene Ontology annotation, molecular function: actin filament binding. Lineage: Eukaryota; Fungi; Ascomycota; Leotiomycetes; Helotiales; Mollisiaceae. The transcript is spliced from 8 exons. The record is from RefSeq and is a predicted model, not a curated record.